This is a messenger RNA of Anopheles bellator, 1318 nucleotides long. RefSeq lists its product as uncharacterized. Bases 34 to 1224 code for a protein of 396 amino acids. The record is from RefSeq and is a predicted model, not a curated record. Gene Ontology annotation, molecular function: metal ion binding; nucleic acid binding; single-stranded DNA endonuclease activity. Lineage: Eukaryota; Metazoa; Arthropoda; Insecta; Diptera; Culicidae. Gene Ontology annotation, cellular component: nucleus; mitochondrial inner membrane. Gene Ontology annotation, biological process: apoptotic DNA fragmentation. The transcript is spliced from 5 exons.
UCGAACUGUAACUUUGUACAAACUAGCUGUGAAAUGUGUCUGUCUGCUGUGUUGAUAAUGUUAUCAAUAUUUCUUGAUUCAACGCGUGGCGGAUGUAGAGUAUAUUUGAACGGAAACCUCACCCAAGACCAAGACCCUUUGAUUCUGGAUCACUACAAAGGAUUAUACAAUCUGAUGCAGCCUUCAGGACCAUUCUUCGAGUUACAGAAAUUUCAGCAAAUGCUUGUUGGAUGUUCGACCAAGAAUAAUAUACUUUUGAACACCGGAACACAUCACACCACCAUAACAUGUAUCGACGGUCAGCAGUUCACUCUUCCAAAUCGUACAAGACCUGUAACUUUUGACGAAAUAAGGUGUCGGUCUAGUGUCGCCAGUGCCAUAAGAACACAGAAUGCAACCUGUGCUAACAGCAGAGGUCGUCUGUACGUGAUAGGAUUUGAAGUGGGCGAUUUUCCUUUUAUUAAAUAUUUUCAAACCUGUUACGACCUGGAAAAAUCAUCAGCGAUCUACAGCGCGCAUUUACUUCCUGGAGGGAGUCUAAGCUAUGCGCAAAUUAACAAUAAUCGUCCUUCGUUUAAAGUUGGUGGUGUAACGACUAAGCUGCGACUAACUUCUGUCUACACACAAAACCAUCAGCAUGAUCGUUUUAAGAAGCUUUUGAGUUCGUUGGACGAUGCAACGAAAUACAUAAAUUCUAAGUCGUAUCUGGCAAAAGGUCAUCUCACACCGGAUGGAGACGCAAUUAUUAACAACUGGGCAGAAGCAACUUACUUUUACAUUAAUGCUGUCCCACAGUGGCAGGUUAUCAAUGCUGGAAACUGGUUGCGUGUGGAAAAUAUGGUUCGGAAAGCAGCCGUUCGGCUCAACGACACUGUGCACGUAUACACUGGAGUACACGACAUUCUUCGGCUGCCCGAUGUCAAUGGUUCGUUAGUAAAUAUGACAUUAGGUGAAGAUGGUCUAGUUGAAGUACCGAAAUGGCUGUGGAAAGUGGUGGUGCAUGUUCCAAGUAAUUCAGCUGUUGUAUUUAUCACAAUGAAUAACCCUUUUUCCUCUAAUAGCGAACAUUUAUGUAGAAAUAUAUGCUCCUCUCACGGUUGGCAUCAUCAAGAAUUUUUAGAUAGUCGGAAAGGUUUUACAAUUUGUUGCAGUCUAUUUCAGGCGCAAAAAUCAAUCAAUUCCAUACCCACAAUUGGUAACAUCUCUAAUAUAUUACAUAAGUAAGAAAAUUAUUCUUUUACAAAUAAGGCGAGAUUAUUUUAAUAUAAAUUAUUGAUAUAAUCUCGCUAAAAUUAAUAUAUUUAAAACAAAUCUUCAU